This is a messenger RNA of Monoraphidium neglectum, 864 nucleotides long. Its product is annotated as 2,4-dihydroxyhept-2-ene-1,7-dioic acidaldolase. Lineage: Eukaryota; Viridiplantae; Chlorophyta; Chlorophyceae; Sphaeropleales; Selenastraceae. The transcript is spliced from 5 exons. Bases 1 to 864 code for a protein of 287 amino acids. Gene Ontology annotation, cellular component: cytoplasm. Gene Ontology annotation, molecular function: aldehyde-lyase activity. The record is from RefSeq and is a predicted model, not a curated record.
AUGCAAAGUGGACAUCGGACAUACACUUCUCUCACUCCAGCCUUGGUCCCCCGGCAACGUGCGGCGGCCCGCGGCCAAGGGCGCGACGCAACCACCACUGGGGCCGGCGCAGGCUUAGGCAUUUUCGUGUGCAGCGGCAGCCCGGCGAUCGCAGAGGCGUUCGCCGUUUCAGGCCUUGACUGGAUCUGCGUCGACGCGCAGCAUGGCGCGGUGUCCUACAACGUUCUGCACGACAUGCUGGCCGCCACCAGCGGCACCCCGGCCAAGCGCAUCGUGCGCGUCGGCGGCCCCGAUGACCGAUUCGGCAUCCAGCAGGCACUUGACCUGGGGGCAGACGGGGUGAUGAUUCCCCUCGUGUACACGCGUGCAGAUGCAGAGCGCGCGGUGUCAUACUGCAAGUAUCCCCCAGCCGGGCAGCGCAGCGUGGCUUACCCCGUGCGUGCGGUGUACCGCAAGGGGGUGGGGGUGCCUGCCCUGGCGCGAUACCUUGAAGACGCGAACGAUGAGACAGAGGUGUGGGUGCAGAUUGAGACCAAGGAGAGCUUCGAAUCCAUUGACGACAUCGUGUCCGUGCCAGGGGUGGCCUGCGCCUUCCUCGGCCCUGCCGACAUGGGCUUCGCCCACGGCCUGCACGUGGAAAUGAAAUACGACCUGCCCGGCAUGCUGUCCAGCCCCCAGAUAGAGCGGUUCUACACCGGCGUCGUCGCGGCCUGCCGCCGCGCGGGCAUAAAGGCGGGCGCGUUCUGCCUGGGCAAGGAGCGCGCCCGGCAGGUCGCGGCGCUGGGUUACGAGUGGGUCGGCUUCGAUAGCGACCUCAACGCGGCGAUCAGCUACGCGCAGGGCGUUGUGCAGGAGCUGCGGUGA